GGGAGGGCCAGGAGGAGAGUAGCCAGCAAGUAAGCAAGACACAUUCCCAGUUGGAGACGGCGUGCUGGAAUAGAGUGCGGCUUAGACGAAGCUCGGAAGAACUCACCUUUUUCUUAUGGACGAUACAUGUGUUCAUUAAGGCUAAUUCUCCUCAUCUAUUCAUCAAGUGCUAACAGGCGGAUGUACAUGCAGCAGGAAGUUUUCUGAAGGGUUUUAGGGAUGUAGCAAAUAGUCGUGGUGCACUGUACGCCUUGCGAGGAGGUGAGCAGUGAGCCAUGGAUGCACGGAUCUUCCCUGAUCCAGCCUCGAGGCUGACGAGCAUGUGUGCCAUACAACUCUUUACUCUCCUUCUGCUGCUCCCAUACUCUCGGGUUACUGGUACCACUUUUGAAGAUGUGUUGCAUAAACACGCUGAAUAUAAAGAAAACUGUACCAUAAUGCUGGCAGCCACCCUUCAUACUGUAACUGGAAUAUACUGCAACGGGACAUUAGACCUUUUUGCCUGUUGGCCACAUUCAUCUCCUGGGAAUGUAACAGUGCCUUGCCCUUCAUAUUUACCAUGGAUUAGGGAAGGUUUUUCAGGGAAGGUUUAUAAAGUAUGUACAGCCAAUGGAACGUGGAAAACUGAAGAGAACUCCAGCGUGAUCUGGCAGGAUCAGUCGGAAUGUGCAGAUCCAGGCUUUUUCAAAAAUGAGGAAGACGAGUUAUUUCAAAAUUCAGUCUUGAGGAUCCUCUCCAUAGUUGGCUACAUGUUGUCUUUAUCCAGCCUGGUUCUAGCUGUGCUUAUUAUGAGCCUGUUAAGGAAGCUCCACUGUACUAGAAACUACAUCCACAUGAACCUCUUUGUGUCGUUCAUGCUUAGAGCUUUGGCGGUCAUUGCCAAAGAAAUCAUCAUGUACGUCACAUACUCCAACAAGCCCAAUGAUGAAGCUGGAUGGAUCAACUAUCUCGAUUCUACAAAAGCCCUGCUGUGCAAAGCUACCAAGGUGUCCAUGCAGUAUUUUGUGGCCUGUAAUUACUUCUGGCUCCUGGUAGAGGCGAUCUUCCUUCACACUCUACUUUUUACAGCCGUGUUGACCAAGCGGAGGCUGCUGAAGAGAUACAUGCUGGUAGGAUGGGGGACACCAUUUCUGUUUGUGAUACCGUGGACAUUGGCUAAAGUUCUAUAUGAAAAUCAUGGCUGCUGGGUCAUCACUAACAGAUGGAUCUGGUGGAUUAUUAGAGCACCGAUUACACUCUCAGUUUUUGUUAUUUUCUGUAUAUUUCUCAGGAUCAUAAAACUCUUGCUGUCAAAAUUAAAAGCUGAUCAGCUAAGGUUCACAGAUUAUAGAUACAGUUUAGCGAGAGCAAUACUGGUGUUGAUUCCAUUGCUCGGGAUUCACGAAAUCCUAUUUAUAAUUGUCAUCGACGAAACUAUUGAGGGAAAUCAUCGCUAUGUGCGAAAUUUCAUCAAUUUAACCCUGAGCUCUUUCCAGGGAUUCUUGGUUGCUGUUCUGUACUGUUUUGCCAAUGGAGAGGUCCGUGCUGAGCUGAAGAACAGAUGGCAAGUGUUUGUCUCCAACCACUUGGAGGAUCACAACUACUUUGUGUGCAUGCAACUUGAAUACUUGUGGAAAAAGUCGUGGAAGGGGCCGCAACACCCUUGCGAACACAGCGACUCAUAUAUGGAGCGAAGCCAUGUCCCUACACAGAGCCAGCUUACACAGGUGACUGUCUAAUCAGGUGGACAUUGUUCCUGUCCAGACGUCUGCAUAAGGAAGAGUUUGUUUAACAGUGAUGGGGACAUUUUGUUGGGGAGUCAAUUGGAAAGGGAGUCUGGAGGAGUUUUACUUCCUCCUGGUUCCAGAAGUGCUGGUGAAUUUUUGUAUGAAAUUGAGCUGGGCAAUAGACAUACUCAUUGGUAAGUUGUUUAUUUUUAAACUGAAUAUAGGCAUACACUCCAUCUACUUGCGUUAAAAAUUUUAUCAGCAGCAGAGAUGUUUGUGUUGUUAGAGUCUUAGCCUUUUCCUGGAACUCAUACACUUCUAUAUUAACAAAUGCUUCAAUAUAAAUCUUCUGGUAAAAGCAUUUAACUUUCACAAUGCUAUGUCGCAUUCCUGUUUUCUUUUAUAUAUAUAUAUAUA
Silurus meridionalis is the source of this 2123-nucleotide messenger RNA. Its product is annotated as glucagon-like peptide 2 receptor. The record is from RefSeq and is a predicted model, not a curated record. Bases 276 to 1718 code for a protein of 480 amino acids. Gene Ontology annotation, biological process: adenylate cyclase-modulating G protein-coupled receptor signaling pathway; cell surface receptor signaling pathway. The transcript is spliced from 13 exons. Gene Ontology annotation, molecular function: glucagon receptor activity; peptide hormone binding. NCBI's taxonomy places the organism in Eukaryota, Metazoa, Chordata, Actinopteri, Siluriformes, Siluridae. Gene Ontology annotation, cellular component: plasma membrane.